AGCAUUCGGGAGUGGACGGGGACUCUGUCCACCGUGUCAGUGCUAGUCCCCAAUUCGGCAGAGCAUGGAGCGGGUGCCUGUAGUAGAGAGAAUUCUCCAAAGUCCGUGAUGUGGGGAGAGCUGGUAUUUGCUAGUUUCCAACUACUGUUUCUCCCCAGAGGUUUUUAGAACAGCCACUCUUAGACUUGUCAUGGAAUUAAAGAAAACUACCUCCAGGGCGUACAAUGCUGCUCUCCUGCUGCCACUUUUCCUCUUAUUUUGGGCAGGAACUUCAUAUUCUCAAAAUGAUAGCAGCUGUUCCUCAUCCCCAUGUAAAAACGGUGGGAGCUGUAAGGAUUUGGAAAUGGGUUACCAAUGCACCUGCCCUGUGGAGCCUGUAGCCUACAUGGGCGUGAACUGUGAACUCCUCUAUGAUGCAUGCAUUAAACAUGGGUGUCCUGCCCAUAGGAUUUGCAACGGGACUCCAGGACUGCUGGAAUAUGAAUGCAUCUGUAUGCCUGACUUCACAGGUACUGAUUGUAACAUUAAUAUUAAUGAGUGUGAGAGCAACCCUUGUAAAGAUCCUCGUUUUGAAUGUGUAGAUAGUGUAAAUGGAUACACCUGUAAAUGCCAAACAGGACUGAAUGGAGAAGGCUGCCAAACAGAAAGUUCUGUGUGCUCUAGCCACCCCUGCCUAAAUAACGGGACAUGUGUCGAGGGUCCUGGGGACUAUACCUGCAUCUGCCAGCCUGGCUUCAGCGGGGCCAACUGCAGUGACAACAUUGAUGAGUGCGCCUCCAACCCCUGCCAGAAUGGAGCCAUCUGCCGAGACAGGGUGAAUGAGUAUAGCUGUUUCUGUGUGCCUGGGUUCCAAGGAUACAACUGUGAAAUAGACAUCAACGAGUGUGCGUCCCGGCCCUGUAAAAACAAUGGCACCUGCCUGAAUGAGAUGGAUCACUAUUUGUGCAAGUGCAUCCCCGGCUACACAGGUACGAAUUGUGAUGCUGAAAUAGAUGAAUGUGAUGCAGACCCUUGCCAGAAUGGGGGCCUGUGCAAUGAUCAUGUUGGGUUCUACACCUGUACCUGUGCGCCAGGUUAUGAAGGAAUCCAGUGUGAGGUUGACAUCGAUGAAUGCGCGAGCCAGCCAUGCCAGCACAAUGGGACAUGUCAUGACCUCACUAACAGCUACCGUUGUGACUGCAGUGACACAGGCUUCGAGGGGGACCACUGUGAGUUGGAUAUUCUGGAGUGUGCCUCUGAACCCUGUCUGAACGGUGCCACAUGCGUGGAGGGAAUCAAAAACUACAGCUGUGCCUGCUGGCCAGGUUACACGGGGCAGCACUGUGAAGAGGAUGUGGAUGAGUGUGCGACAGAUCCUUGUCACAACGGAGGUGUAUGCUUUGAGCGAUCCAACCAAGCCUAUUAUGGAACACAACCUGAUUUUCCCAGUAAUUUCAGCUAUAGCCAAGCAGCUGGUUUCCUCUGUUGGUGCCAGCCAGGCUUUGCAGGGGAGACCUGCUUUAUUAACAUCAAUGAGUGCGAGUCCCAGCCGUGUCAGAAUGGAGGGCUCUGCGUGGACCUUAUUAACGACUUCCUUUGCCAUUGCCUACCAGGCUAUUCAGGUGUGGAAUGUGCGGUUAACAUCAAUGAGUGUGAGGAGGGUCCCUGCAAGAAUGGAGCUGUCUGUGAGGAUGGCAUUGCUGACUAUACCUGCCACUGUGCCCCUAGCCAGGAUGGCAUUGUAUGGGGAGGGAAGAACUGCUCUGUCAAGCUCACUGGGUGCCAGACGCACGACUGCCAAAAUGAGGCCUUGUGCAUCCCAACCUACCAAGCUGAGAGCCACGGCCACCUGUGCCAGUGCCAGCCUGGUUUCUAUGAUGCCACAUGCUCAACACCAACAACGUUUUCCUUUGCUUCCAGAGGGUAUCUCCUCAUUGAGCUGCCCAUGAACAAUCAGAGCAGGAGGGACGUAGCAGGAGAUCAGCUUGCCAACGUGUCCCUCCGGUUCCGAACUACCUUGCCCAGCGCUAUCCUUUUUUACCGAGGCCAUGAAGCUGAAUACUUGUUCCUGGAGCUCUUUGACGGCAUUCUGCAUGCGGGACUGAAGAGGGAGGAUGUGGGGUACCCACUGCUCCUGGAGGGGCUGAGAGUUGAUGAUGGCCGGUGGCAUAAAGUUGAAGUUGUUCUGCACAGCAUGCUGCAGCUAAAGCUCUGGCAUGACUCUUGCGGUGCAGGUGUCUGCCUGCAGAGCUCCCCUGUCCCAGAUGGCGCUGCCCUGGUCCCGCAUGCCUUCCUGAACAUGUAUGUUGGAGGUGCUGAGGAUCCAAUGGCCAACAACACGCAGAGCCAGCAAGGCUUUGUCGGCUGCGUGGAAGACUUGCAGGUAGAUGCUGAAGCUGUGCUCCCGGUGGAUCUGCCUGUGGGCGAGUCCUCCCCAGUGAAGCAGGGCUGUGACCGGACAGAGUGGUGCCUCUCCCAGCCCUGCUUGCACGGAGGGCUGUGUGUGGACCUCUGGGCAACCUUCAGGUGUGACUGUUCUAGGCCUUAUGGAGGCCCAGCUUGCUCAUAUGAGCGCCCAGCAGCAACAUUUGGCCUAGAGAAUUCCACCAGCUUUGCCUCUUUCACCCUUUCUGAUAGCCUUGGUGCAAACUUCAACAUCUCCUUUUUCAUUCGUAGUCGGAAACCUAACGGUUUGCUAUUGCAAAUCAGCAACAAAACUGACCCCUGCCUCACUAUAUACUUGAAGAACGGCAAGCUGAAGAUAGAGAUGUUAUCGACAGAUACUGUGACAUUCCCAGAAAAUUUAGUUGAUGGGAGAAGACAUUUGGUAGCUCUGUCUUUCCAAGGAGGAAUUGUUGGUGCUCACCAAUCAGAUGCAUAUGUGGAGCUAGGACAGCUCAUAGCAAGACCUCUUCUAGCUGGUUAUGAAGUGUAUAUUGGUGGACACCCUAACCCAGACAGCAGUGAUGCGUGGGGAGGCUAUUUUAAAGGCUGUUUGCAAGACAUCCAACUGAACAGCCACCAAAUAGAGUUUUUUCAGGUUGAGAACUACAGUCUGCCACAGGAACUCAAUAGUUCUCAAAGUGGUAAUCUUGUGAAUGGUUGCAUCUCUGAUAACACCUGCAAGUCUGAACCAUGUCAGAAUGGUGGCAGAUGCAUUGUCACUUGGAAUGAUUUCCAUUGCAGCUGUCCAGCAAAUUUCACUGGGAAAUUUUGUGAAGAGAGAGUCUGGUGUGCAAGUGACCCAUGUCCUGAAGCUACCACCUGUAUAGAUGUCCUGGCAGGAUAUGUGUGUCUGGCUAAUGCAACAUUUAAUAGUUAUGCUGCUAUUGAAUUUACCACCAAUACGUCAGUGACUCGAACUCUGAGCAGCCUCCGUGUGGAUUUCAGAACCAGGGAUGAAGAUGCUAUUUUGCUGCGGGCUGUGGAAGAAGUGGAUUCCCUCCAGAUAGCUAUCAAGAACUCCUCCCUGCUCGUGGACAUCAGGAGUGGGAACAGCAUCGAAGGUGUCAGCUUUCUGAGUCAGAAGUCCGUCACGGAUGGUGCCUGGCAUACCAUCUCUGUGUCUAUGGAAGAGCCAUCUGCACUUUCUUCCAGGUGGCUGGCUCGUUUGGAUGGGUCUGUUAAUACAACUCUGCAGGGAAGUGCUGGGAACCUGGACUUCCUGAAGAACAAUGCAGUAAUUGUUCUAGCUGAAAAUUUCACUGGCUGCCUGGGACAAGUGAAGAUAGGGGGGAUCUACCUGCCGUUCGCUGCCCAUCUCGCGUACCCCCAGCCGGAACAGUUCCAGCAGUCCAGCAGAAGGACCAUCCAGCUGGGCUGCACUGGGGCUGAUGUUUGCGCUUCUAGCCCUUGCCUCAAUGCUGGCACCUGCCAGGACUUGUUCAAUUCCUUCAGCUGUGCCUGCAGUGCUGGCUGGGCAGGGCUGCUGUGUGAGUCUAACGUUGAUGACUGCCAGUCAAACCCGUGUGUUCAUGGGGACUGUGUUGAUGCAGUAGCAGAUUUUCAGUGUGAAUGCUUCCGGGGGUACAUUGGGAAGAAGUGUGACAUCAAUGUUGAUGACUGUGUGCGGCACCAGUGCCUGAAUGGAGCGACCUGCAUUGAUGGCGUUUAUGGCUACUCCUGCAAGUGCCCGCCUCAGUAUUCUGGACCUCGCUGCGAAUGGCCAUUCCCACCUGAGCAAUGUGGCAAGAACUUCACCUGUCUGAACGGUGGCAAGUGCAUCAGCGAGAGCUGGGGAGCCAACUGCACUUGCAAGCCAGGCUUCACUGGAAGGAAUUGUCAAAUUAACAUAAAUGAGUGUGAUCCGAACCCUUGCCAGAAUGGAGGUACGUGUCAAGACUCUGAGAACAAAUACGAGUGUUUGUGCAGUGCCAGCUACACGGGAGAGCGCUGCGACGUUAACAAAGGGACUCCAGGUGCUCUCUUCCCCUCCCCACUAAUUGAAGUAGCUGUCCCUGUAGCCUGUGGUUCUUUACUGCUGCUCAGUAUUGGGCUCAUAUUCAUGAUUCUCACUGCAAGGAAGAGGCGCCAAUCAGAGGGAACCUACAGUCCGAGUCAGCAAGAAGUGGCAGGAGCUCGGCUGGAGAUGGACAGUGUCCUAAAGGUGCCACCUGAAGAGCGGUUAAUAUAGGCGCUGCCAUGACAAGGAGAUGCACCUGCAAGGUCGGCUUUGACCUUGAUCUUUUUCCAGCACUUGCAGCCACAGAUCCACCCUAUCUCAGUUUCCUUAAGGCAUGGUAAUGAAGACAUGGACCUAGAAGUACAAGGCAGACUGUGUAUGCAAUAGCUGUUCCAGCUGGUUUCAGUUAAUUGAGUCAAUUGCACUGCGCUGGCUCAAAGUGAGCCUCCUUACUCCCCUCUCUGCUGCCCCACAGCCCCCCCCGUACCCUCCCCUCUGCAGGAGCUGCUGGGGUGCGCCUGCUUUGAAGUUGCCCUUGCUCCGUUCCACCUUUCAGGCAGCAAUGGCAUAGCGAAAUCUGCGUUAAAAAGGCAGGGCUAAAUGAGGCACUAAUUUACAGAUUGAGAUCUAUAUAUACUUUUAAGGAGCGUUGUACAGAGGGUAUUUACGAUUGGUUUGUAUAUACUGUUCUGUUUUUUCAAUAAUUGCAAACCAUUCAAAGCGUUUGCAGCUCAGGUGUGAGGUUUUCACAAGCAGUCCUCAACAGCAACAGCAGCUGUGAACUCCUGCCCUGUGCCAGCCAGGGCGUUACAGGGGAUUGUCAGGAAUUACUGAAAUCAUUGUACCAAUCCAUGUUUUAUGAAGUGAUCUCUGUUAGACAUUCCCACGGGUACCGCGCAGCAGAGGUGCAGUCGGAACUUUGCGGGGGUGGGGGCCAGUGCUGGAGCUGGUGGCAGUGCCUGUUGCCAGAUGCUGCACUUGAAGCUUACGUGGGGCAGGAGAGGCCACCGGGCUGCUCCUGCCUUCCCUGGGCUCUUUUGUGACAUGGGGGGGGGGGGGGGAAUGACGGUGAAAGGGGGGAAGCUCCUGUCCAGCGCUGCUGUUGGCUCAGUGCAGCUUCGGGGAGGCGGGAUGAGGGAUGUGAAAUGCAGCACUGUCUACGCAGAAGCUCUGAGUAACACCCUGUUCUACCACAGCAGCCAGUGUGGGCGCAUCUUAGCAACUCCUCCGUUGUGGGAGCAGUCGGGGCUGCAGGGGCUGCCCUACUCCUUGCAGUUGUUGCAGCCACGGUGAUUGUCAUGAAGAGGAGGAGAGCAACUCAGGGAACAU
Falco peregrinus (peregrine falcon) is the source of this 5710-nucleotide messenger RNA. It is a transcript of the gene CRB2, whose product is annotated as crumbs cell polarity complex component 2. Gene Ontology annotation, biological process: heterophilic cell-cell adhesion; axon guidance; establishment or maintenance of epithelial cell apical/basal polarity. Gene Ontology annotation, cellular component: cell surface; signaling receptor complex; plasma membrane. The record is from RefSeq and is a predicted model, not a curated record. The transcript is spliced from 13 exons. Bases 191 to 4612 code for a protein of 1473 amino acids. Gene Ontology annotation, molecular function: calcium ion binding. NCBI's taxonomy places the organism in Eukaryota, Metazoa, Chordata, Aves, Falconiformes, Falconidae.